Molecule: messenger RNA, 201 nt
Organism: Prunus armeniaca (apricot)
Lineage: Eukaryota; Viridiplantae; Streptophyta; Magnoliopsida; Rosales; Rosaceae
Source: the annotation of a GenBank genome assembly
AUGCUGAGAAAGGGGACUGGGAAAUGGAUGAGAGAUAAAGGAGUGAGAAAGGAAGUGGGAUAUAGUUGGGUGGAUACUGGUGAUGCUGAUGGUUCCCUGUAUCUUCAUGGGUUUUCAUCAGGUGAUACUGUUAGACCAAGUCCAAGUCACGAGAAGAUUGUUAUUGAUAAGUCAGUUCUGGAUUCCCAUUUGAAUAGUUGA